Molecule: messenger RNA, 1017 nt
Organism: Panicum hallii
Lineage: Eukaryota; Viridiplantae; Streptophyta; Magnoliopsida; Poales; Poaceae
Exons: 4
Coding region: 1-798 (265 amino acids)
Source: RefSeq, a predicted model, not a curated record
AUGGGUGCUGAGGAUAGACUUAAGCAAGCUUCCUCCAAUUCUGCUGCUCUGCUAGCAUAUGGAGAUUGCCAGUGGCCAUCAGGAAUGGCUGCUGAUCUGCUUGGUACUCAUAGGAUCCUCCUUGCCUUAUUGGAGAUAAAGGAAUCCAUCACAAGGCAUACAGAGAGUAGAGAUUCUAUCAAGAAGAUAGCCAAAUUAUUGCUGAAAGUUAGUGGACAAAAGCUACUGUACUCCUUGGAAGAGCCAAUGGACGAGCAUUUCAAGCAUGAUAGUAAGGAAUCUGUUCGGAAAACAAUCAUAGAGCAUGAUAAGGUCUUCAGACAGCAGGUGCAUGAACUGCAUCGGCUAUAUUGUGUACAGAAAUCGCUGAUGACUGAAGUUGGUUGUGGGAAGCGUAGUUUCCAAUCUAGAACAGAAGAAACUCAAGAAAUGGUGCAUAGAUCAAGAUCAAACCACAACAGAAGUCCUUCCACCUCAGAGACUAAUCAACCUGCUUGCCUUGGUAAUGCACAACACUCUGCUCCUCCACAAGUACCUGAACAAUUGGGUCUUCAAGAAUGCAGGCCAAGGAUAUGCUUAAGCCUCUUCAGUGAAGACAAUUCAGCAGUCAAAGGAGGAAACUGCACAGAAAACCCAGUAGGCAGCCAUAAAGCAGUUAAGGAUGAAAAUUGGAGUGCCACUGUUGAGAGUGAUCUUGACCUCAAACUAAGCAUCGGCCCCAGUUCACCUGCAACAAAAAAUCCACACUGGCUAUUCUCGGGCAGCAGGGGUAGGAACCCUUCUAGUCAGCAUCGAUGAAACAAAUUGGUUAUCUGGACUAGUUAGGUAGAUGGUGUAAUGGCAUGCAAAACAAUCAGGUAGGGAAUGCUCCACCCACCCCCCGUUGAUCCUUCAAAAAAAGAUGGAGUAAUGGCACAGCGCUAUUGUUUCAUUCUGUGCAAGACAAAGCCUCCAUAAAAAGGGCAUAUGCAUUUGUGGAAAUACAAGUCUGAAGAAGAUUGCAAUUUUAACUCCCAA